Molecule: messenger RNA, 831 nt
Organism: Cylindrotheca closterium
Lineage: Eukaryota; Bacillariophyta; Bacillariophyceae; Bacillariales; Bacillariaceae
Source: the annotation of a GenBank genome assembly
AUGUCAUCUCUUCAAAGGAUUAACAUUCCCAUCUUUAUGCCGUUUUUAGUUUCGCUGUUAUCAAUUCAUUCAACUAUUUUAUCAGCGCAACAAAGCGUUUUCGUUGAAGCUCUUGUUCUCAGUCAAUCCCCUCAGUACCACCACGCAAGAUCCAACUCGCAGCUUGUGCCCAGCGCCACGGCUAGAUAUGCUGGAUUCUGGGAUGGUCUUUCCGACUUAUGGGAAGAAGUUAUUGAAGUCAGCACAUAUGGUCCCAGUGAACGAAAGCUUCUGAAAAAACAACGAGAACAGCAAAACCAACAGGUACAACAACAAGAAGGAGAGCAAUCUGCUGUUGAACAAGAGCCAUCAACUGCCAACGACGAGCAGUCAACCUCCUCGUAUGACCUGUACGAAAACAAUGACUCAGAGGCUUGGAUGAAAGCCUUUGGAGUAGAAAAAGACAAGCGCACUCCGCGAGAAGAGUCCAAUCCUCCCAUUGAUGGAUACGGGCUGCGAGACUUGCUCCUGGCAAAAUGGGGAGCUCCUUUGGACAUUGAUUUUCAACGUAGUCCUUUCCAAGUGGAUGUCCUAUAUUGCGCAAUUUUACCAGUAGUGGGCUACGGUGACAGGAAAGGACGGGGACGCGCUCUACCUGCGAGACAUGAGUCAGAGUUGGACUACUUGAUGCACCUACAAGGGGUCAUCGAAGUCUUACAUGAAUACGAUCAGCUGGAAGGAUUCCUAGUAAUGAUUGAGACCACCAAUAAAGUACCUAAACGAGGGACAGAGUCAGUCUUGUAUCAAAUGAAGCUGAGCCGUGAAGAAUUGAAACGAGUUUUGAACCUGUAA